GAAAAGUGUCAGCGAGACGGGUUUGAUCAUCAAAGCCAUCCAAAAGAAUGACUUCCUGAGCCGUCUUGAUGAUGAGCAAAUAGCCAUGAUGGUGGAUCUCUUAGUGGCAUCAAACUUAAAACCAGGAGAUGAAGUCAUUAAAGAGGGCACUGAAGGAGACAGCAUGUACAUAGUUGCAGCUGGUGAGCUCCUUGUCACCCAGGCAGGCCGCGAGCUGAGAACUCUCGCCAGUGGCGAUGUGUUUGGGGAGUUGGCCAUCCUGUACAACUGCAAACGGACAGCAACAGUCAGAGCAAAGACAGAGGUACGUCUGUGGUGCAUGGAGCGACAGACCUAUAGAACCAUCAUAACCAACAAGUCUAAAAAGAAACGAGAGCAGCUCAUGGGCUUCCUGAAGACGUCUCGUACUCUGAAGGACCUGAAUGAUGUCCAGUUGUCCAAGAUUAUUGACUCCAUGGAGGAGGUGAAGUACCAGGACAAAGAUGUUAUCGUUCAAGAAGGAACUGAAGGAAACACGUUCUACAUCAUCCUCAAAGGAGAGGUCCUGGUCACUAAGAAUGUCAAUGGGCAUCAGAAGCAGAUUCGCAGGAUGGUAAAAGGGGAGCAUUUCGGGGAACAGGCCCUUAUACGCGAGGUCUUGAGAACUGCCACCUGCACAGCUGAUGGCCCUGUUACCUGCUUCUCUAUUGACAAGGAGGUUUUUGAAGAAACAAUUCCCAUAGAACAACUGGAGCUUUUUGAUGAUUCCAAAGUGGUGCAGGAGGCACAAGCUCUGGAAAAGCAGAGUCCCAGCUCCAGUCUGAGGUUUCAGGAUCUGGUUCCUGUGCUCUACCAGGAGGGUCGCUUUCAUGGAGAUCCUGUCACGCUAGGAGUUGGAGGGUUUGGCCGUGUUGAACUGAUGACCACACUGACCCAUGGGAAAUAUUACGCCAUGAAGAGAGUGAGCAAGAAGCUCAUUGUUGCCAAAAGACAGGAGGAGCAUAUACUGUUUGAGAAGAAGAUCCUUAAAGUCAUCCAGUGUGACUUCAUCAUCAGACUUCAUGCUACUUUUAAAGACACAAGAUACAUCUACAUGGUGAUGGAGUUCUGUAGUGGUGGGGAGAUCUGGACCAAACUCAAAGAAGUGGGCCGUUUUGAGGAGCCCAUUGCUGUGUUCUGCACUGCCUGUGUGGUGGAGGCCUUCGCCUACCUCCACAAGAAUAGCAUCAUGUACAGAGACCUGAAGCCCGAGAACCUGUUGAUGGAUGUAAAGGGCUACGUCAAACUGGUGGAUUUUGGAUUUGCCAAGGAGUUGGUGCGUGGGGAAAAGACCUACUCAUUUGUCGGUACUCCUGAGUACAUAGCCCCAGAGAUCAUUAAGAAUCAAGGACACGACUAUGCAGUUGACUUUUGGUCCCUUGGCGUCCUGAUCUUUGAGCUACUGGUGGGAAGCCCUCCCUUUUCAAGCUCAGAGCCUCAGAAGAUUUAUUCCAAAAUUUUGGAUGGGGUGCCAAAAUAUCCACCUUAUUUGAGUGAGGCAGCCAAGUCCAUCAUCAGUAAGCUGUGCAGACCUCGGCCGGGUCAGAGGUUAGGAAACACCAAGAAUGGAAUCAAAGAUGUCCGGCAUCACAGGUAG
Monopterus albus (swamp eel) is the source of this 1615-nucleotide messenger RNA. RefSeq names its product protein kinase cGMP-dependent 3 (gene prkg3). The record is from RefSeq and is a predicted model, not a curated record. Lineage: Eukaryota; Metazoa; Chordata; Actinopteri; Synbranchiformes; Synbranchidae. The coding region runs from base 86 to 1615 and encodes 509 amino acids. The transcript has 17 exons. Gene Ontology annotation, biological process: protein phosphorylation. Gene Ontology annotation, molecular function: cGMP-dependent protein kinase activity; ATP binding.